GUACAUUUUUAUCUUUUGUUUUAAACUCUGAUGGUCCAUAAUGAAUGAGCUUGUCUGUUAAGUUCAUUUAACCCUAUUAACCCUAAUUUAACCCUUUUAUAGUUGUUCUAAGCUGACUAGGCAUAUUAAACCUUUAGAAAUGUUGAAGUAAUUUUAAAGUUAAUAGAUGUCGAGAGUCAAAUUCAAAAACAAAACAAUGUUCAGAAUGUAGGAUGAAAAAAUGAGACUGCUGUUCAUCAUGGUAAACCUUCUAAUAAGGGCAAAUGUUGAUGCUAGGAUGAACUCUACUGGAAUACUUGAGCAAGUGCAUAAUCUGUAUACAAGUCAUUCAUGGCUCUUUUUAUCAGUGGUAAACCUAAUUCUCUGUGAUGAUCUUGAUGAACUUGUUGCUGGAGCACUUUCUCUCCAUUAUUCAACUUUCUCACAAUUGAAUUUAAAGCCAAACAAGAUAAAAAAUUUUUCGGCAUUAAAUCUUGAUGGUUCAGCCAUAAUUUUCUGCAAACUUCCUGCUGAGGUGGAAAUGAAGGUUAAUGAGGCUCAUGCUUUUUUUCUAACAGACAAUGAACAGUUUGUUAAAAGGUUUUUAAUGGAUGGACAAGAGAACAAAAAAUUCUUGGUUAAAAACAACUCUGAAGUAUUUGAAGUCAAAACAAUUCAGUCUGUGUACAACAGCAUCACCAUCAAUAUUCCUAUUUCUCAUGGACAAGUGGAAACUAGAGUUGACUUGCAUGGUAUAAGAAUGACUGUGGGUCAUCUAAUAUCACCCUACGUCAAGUUUGAUGGGGAAGUGUUUGAUGGAUCAAUCGGAGGAAUAUUUCACACAAUGAGCACACUAAUGAACUUCACAUAUUCAUCUAUUCCAUCUAUUGAUGGAUUUUAUGGAGCUAAAGUCCCCGGUGGAGUAAUAAACAGAGGAAAGGUUUCCCAAUUCAAUGGAUUAAUUGGAAUGCUUGAGAGAGGUGAAAUAGAUGUUGCUGUUACUGAUCUUUCUUUAACUUAUGCAAGAAAACAGGUAGCAGAUUUUGGUGGAAAAAUGAUUCUUCAAUCAACAAUGUGCUUAAUGGCUAAACCUGGAACUGAACUUGAGUUUACGGCAUUCUUUAAACCACUGAAACCGAUGAUAUGGGUUUAUGUGUUCUGUUCUGCUGGAGGUUUAUCCCUCUUUCUCUUGUUGCUUGCCAUAUUCUCAUAUAAACAAACUUCAGUUUUAGAACAGGGGAGCCUAGUUCUAGACCUUGUUGGUUUCUCUUUAAGAACUUUAGGAGCUGCAGAGACCUUUCUGCUUCCUGAGAAAAGGUUUAAGAAAGCCUGGAGAGUAUGUAUGCUAACCUAUCUAAUUCUUGGAUUCUUUGUGGUAGAAACAUACAAAGCAGAACUUACAUCUUAUCUAACCAGCAAAACUGCAAAGUUGCCGAUCCAAAGAAUGGAAGACAUUUUAGAUACUGAUAUAAAGCUAUCUUUGCCAGCUGGAUCAUUCUAUGUCACCGAACUUGAGUUUUCAGAAAAGGCAAUCUUUAAAAGGCUGUGGGAUGAAAAGGUUACAGGGAAUCAGUAUGGAAUAAUAAAAUGGGGUGAAGGAGAAACAGAAACUAUACUAACUGCUAUUAGAAAUAAUUAUCUAGUUUUGGGUUUUGGUGAUGAUGCUUUGAAUCUUAUUGAUAAGUAUCCAUGUGAGGUGGCUAGGAUAGCUGAAGAUCCCGUCCUACCAACACAAAUUGGAAUCUAUUUAAGCAAAAAUUCCCCGUUCACUCAUCUUUUUCAGAAACAGCUAAGUGUACUGCAGGAAACAGGAGUUGUUAACACUAUUAUUGAGAAAAGCAAAAGCGGAAAUCAAGGAACUGCGACAUGUAACAAUUCCAAUCUGAUCCUGGGUAUUCAGAGCACAGUUUUCCUGUUUCUGGUAGUAGGAGUUGGUGUUGUUCUUUCCUGUUUUAUCUUCAUUGUUGAAUUUAUCCUGUUUGCUGUUCAACCGUUUAUCUAAACUCCCUGUUCAUAAAGCUCUGUAUAAUUGUUAUUUAAGUUUGAUUAACUGUAUUGAUGUUAUGAUGGAGAAUACAUAAUGUUGCUGAUUUAAACACAAAUAAAACCUGCAAAAAAACAAAAAGUAAGGAUGGAUGGAUAUUUGAAAUCGUAAACUGUUUCUCAAAAAAGUAAAAUUUUAAAUAAUUUGCCAGAUUUUUUACACGUUUUUGCACAUCAGCUGGAUUUUGUAAAAAUUUUGGAUUUUGCCAAAAGUAUGACACGAAGUAAAAAGGAGAAAUAGUAAAUCUUUUUUUUCAAGGCAUGAACAUAUUGUUAGAGCAUAAAUAUAGACAUUUAGAAUAGGAAGAGGACAAGCAAUAUUUAAUACACGAACAAACAAAUAUUUUGAGCGAAGGUUGGCAUUAUGUACUGUAUACAAU
This is a messenger RNA of Eurytemora carolleeae, 2402 nucleotides long. RefSeq names its product glutamate receptor ionotropic, kainate 2. Gene Ontology annotation, cellular component: membrane. The record is from RefSeq and is a predicted model, not a curated record. The transcript has 22 exons. Gene Ontology annotation, molecular function: glutamate-gated receptor activity. The coding region runs from base 221 to 1981 and encodes 586 amino acids. Lineage: Eukaryota; Metazoa; Arthropoda; Copepoda; Calanoida; Temoridae.